GUCUCUCUUUCUUUUACACACACUCUCUCUCUCUUUUACACUCUCUCACUCUCUCUUUUACACUCUCUCUCUCCCCCCUCUCUCUCAACCUCUCUCUUUUACUCUCUCUCUCUCUUUUAAACUCUCUCUCCCCCUCUCUCUCUCCCUCUCUCUCUCUCUCUCUCUCUCUCUCUUUACACCCCUCCCUCAUUCUCUGAUGCUAAACAGAUUACAGAGGAUUCGCUUAUUUAAAGACUUCGUCCAAAACUCAUGUGUCUUACAAAUCUCACCUACACAAGCUCGGAGAUCAGUCCUUCUGAACUCCACAGAUCAUCUGCAGAGCUUCAGAGCCUCAGAGCUCCUUUAGAUUCUAGUUUUUAGGUUGGGAGCCCCAGCGAGAGCUCCACACACACCGGCCUCCAAGCUGUCUCUGCGUCUGCUCCCUGCCAUCAUCGUGGACAACGACGAGGACGACGAUGGAAACUUCACCAAAUGGAUGAGCAGCUACUGGGGACACGGAGGCAGAGACGAGCGGGCUAAAGAGCGCAAGAGGAGCUUCAGGAGGUUCAGACACUCCACAGGCGACCGCCGAGCUUCACUGCCCUGCAUGUCCCAGCUGGAGGCCAUGCGUCUGAAACAUCCUUCGACUCCCACUCACUUCCAGAGCCAUGAGGAGCAGAAGGAGGUGCGGUCACACCCUCACGCUCGCCGCGUCUCAUCAGACGAAUACAGAGGCAGUAAAGCUGGAGGAGUAGAGAGUCGCAUCAGCACCGUCCCCGAGCUGACGGAGUCCUUCAAGAGGAUGCUGCGCUUCCGCAACCACAGAGUCCCGUCACUGAAUGAUUCGGAUAACAUGUGUCUGAUCUGCCAUGAAGAAACGCUCAGGAGAGGUGGAGAAACAGGAAGAGGAGGCCAAGAACAUCACUGUUCCCACCACUUCCAUAAAGAGGUGAGGACACUGGAGCAGGGUGUGCGUCCACGUAGCCGGAGUUCUGCUGCUGUGUGUGAAAACAGGAAGGAAGUACCAUUCUGCAGCGAACAGGAAGAAUACCGCCCUCCCCACCAACGCCGGUCUCUGCGCAGACAACGCUGAGACACACCGAGCAUUUCAAUCACUCGAGUAUUACAAAAUUUUUUAGCAAAAAUCUUUCCUUCCUUGUUUUUUUUUUUUAGGGUUUUUUUCUCCCACCUUCCUUAUACGGGCAAAGAUUCCUAUUCUUGUUUCCUGUUGCCGUGCCACUUAAUUAGACUAAUUAGACUAAUUAAGUCAGGGAUCGAUUAGAGGCAGGAUCUCAGCUACAUUCCUGGUAUAGGGGGAAAAAAAUGGAAAAAAGGUCCGCAUUUUCUAUCCCAGUUUUCUUCAUGUUUAAAGGUGAGUGCUUGUGUUUAAACGCAGGGGUUUAGACGUUACGGAGACGUUACAGAAACGUUCUCUGCGUAAACUACAUGAACUACAUGAAGCUGAUUUUAACGAUAUGAAUGCCGCGCCCUGAAAAUCGACUUAAGCUGUUGCGUAACACGACUCUGAAUACGCGCAACUUUCUCCAUGCAAAUAUUAACAUGAUCUUUGGAGUCAAGUAGCCAACUCCGCAAAUGCAGCAUUUUCAUGCAAUAAAUUCUGCAGAUUAAUAGGCAAGUAUUCGUGCUUUGUAACCAAAUAUAUGUAUAUACAUGUAUACAAGGGCCUUCUAUGGUUAUUGUUAAAUCUGGACAUACAAACGCCAUAUGAUGGGAUUUAUAUAAAAUAUUACAGUUAGAUUUUUGGAUCAUGUAAAAAAUCAUUCGAAUCAUUUUCUACUUAUCCUCAUAACGAAUUUCAGUCUCCUUCUUCUUCUCUUGCUCUUUUAUACAGCUUCUUUUUCUCCUGACUAUUAAUAAACCUGCUGCCUCUUAACAUCACGUCAACAAGGGUUGAAAUUUAUGUAAAUUUUUUUUUGUAUACAAUUACAGCAUCUAAUACUGUACCGAUUGUACAUAAUUAUACUAAAUGGGAUUGUGUUCUUUUCUAAAUAUUCAUAGGUUCAUUUGUAUAUAUUGUUUGUGAUACCUUGAAUGGUGCCAGCUUGCUGAUUUAACCCUUUUCUCUACAAUAUAUUUUAACUCAUUGUUUCUUUUUACACAACCACUUGUUCAUUGAGAAAUAAAAGAGUUAAAACUAAGAG
Messenger RNA from Pangasianodon hypophthalmus (striped catfish), 2141 nucleotides. RefSeq names its product leukemia NUP98 fusion partner 1 (gene lnp1). NCBI's taxonomy places the organism in Eukaryota, Metazoa, Chordata, Actinopteri, Siluriformes, Pangasiidae. The coding region runs from base 476 to 1072 and encodes 198 amino acids. The transcript has 4 exons. The record is from RefSeq and is a predicted model, not a curated record.